CGAUAUCGCUGGUUCAUACUGCGUUAGUUUUUGGAUCGUAGUACUGUGGGUCUGGUAGAAUAGAUAACCCGGACCCGAAAAGUGGACCCAACGAGGCAAAAGUGUACCGUAGAAAGUGGUGAAGCUCAUUUGAAUAUUCGCGUUCGGUUCCAUCUCGUAUCGGAUGAUUCUGUCUGCUGCACUGCUAAUUAGGUUGACGUCAUAUUUACAACAGCCAGCACGAUUUGGCCGUGGAUGUUUGCAAGCUGGUUUUAAUUCGCUGUUUAACUAUUAGCAGGGUAACAUGACGCGCGUGAAAGUUCUAUACGAUUUCGAUGGUGAGCCAAACUCAUCGGAAAUUUCGAUCAAAGUAGACGAAAUCCUUACCGUCACAAACACCGACGUAGGUGAAGGAUGGUGGGAGGGUAUGAACAGUCGAGGCCAACGUGGGCUUUUCCCAGCCGCCUACGUUGAAACGAUUCCCGAUGCACCACAGAUGCCACCUCCGCCAGCAGCGGCAGCUGUAAUGAUGGCACAGUCCGGUGGACAACUGAAAGCGUCGGCCACCAGUGCUGGUGCUGGCGGAUGGAACGCCAGCGGAGGUGUAGCAAAGUCUACCUCCCAGCCGGCCAUUGCUGCUGGUGGCAACCGGUACGAUCAGACUACCGACGAAUGGGGUGAGCAGCAGGACGAUUGGGACGACGACUGGGACGAUGACAACGAUACGUAUUCCGAAAUUGGACCAAGUUCGACGGCUGGCGCCGGUUCUCGGGCAAAUGGCGCAGGGUCCUAUCAACAGCAGCAUCAGCCUGCUGCCAGCUACUAUGCGAACGCUAACAACUUACCACCGCUGCCAGCGUCCGAUGGAGACAGUAUGUCGUUGGCUUCGGUCGCUACAACGACCGUCGGUGGACGCCGAGCCGCAGGAUCGGGUAAAAUUUUCUCCAAAUCGGGCGACACCUACCUGAUGGGGCUGCCCGUACCGGAUGUUUCGGAAACCGAGCGCGUACAGGUGCUGGCCAUGGAGCAGCAGGGUAUCGUGUGGAAGCCGAUGCGGGACACGUACACCGUAUCGGUUGAUUCGCCAAAGAAGGAGAAAAAGUUCAACGGGCUGAAGAGCUUUAUCGCAUACCAGCUGACGCCAUCGUUCAACAACAUUCCGGUCGCACGGCGCUACAAACACUUUGACUGGCUGCACGAGCGGCUGGUGGAAAAGUUCUGCCUCAUUCCUAUCCCACCGCUGCCGGACAAGCAGAUCUCGGGCCGAUACGACGAGGAGUUUGUGGAGCAUCGGCGCGUGCAGCUGCAGGAGUUCGUCGACUGGGUGUGUCGGCAUCCGAUCCUCUCCACCUGCGGUGUUUGGAUGCACUUUCUCACAUGCACGGACGAGAAAAAGUGGAAAACGGGAAAGCGCACGGCCGAGAAAGAUCCCCUAGUCGGGACGAUGUUUUGCGCAUCCGUUUUUCCUCCGGAAAAGACCCUCCUGGCGUCACAGGUCGAUCCGCAGGUGGAGUCGGCGAACAUGUUCGUACCGCAGAUGGACGCAGCCGUUAAGACGCUGUUCGCCAUCUGCGGCGAUCAGUCGAAAAAGUUCCAGGUACAGUGGAAGAAGGAAUAUCAACGGAUCGGCGAGGGAUUCUCCGAAAUGGCGCGAGCAUUGGGAACCGACGAGCGCCGUGCAACUACGCAGAUCAGUCUCUCGAAUUCGGUCGGCCAGGCGGCCGGUGUGUUCAUUAGCAUCGGGCAACUAUUUGGCGAGCAACCGAAGCACGACUUUGUCCCAUUCUCAGACCGGUUGCACAUCUACCGGGGGCUACUAGCAGGCUGGCCGGAUACGCUCGGUGAGUAUCGGAAUGCGGUGCAGAAGCGCAAGGAUUGCGAGCGCCUGACGGCCGAACAGAAGAUGGACAACGGUCAGAUGCAGGAGGUGAACCGGCGGGUGGAUGUGAUGUCUUACGCCUUGCUGGCAGAGAUGGCCCAUUUCCGGGACGAGCGCGAUACGCACCUGAAGGACACGAUACGAAAUUUCCUCGGUGCACAGAUUGAGUUCUACAAGUCGAUCGUGCAAAAGCUGGAGCAAGCGCAAAGUCACUUUUAACGCAAGCGAACAACAAAAACAGGGUCACAACACUAAACAACAACACCAGAUCAGCAGAUCAAGAGUGCCUUGAAGAGCUUAGCACUUGCCAAAACCCAAACAAUACGCCUACUAUGUGCGUUGUAUAGCGUGCGUCAUUCCAAGAUAAACCGUAGUUUUUGACACAAUCCCGACUUACCCAGGGAUGUCGAUGAGUCAGUCUAUUUGCAAAACAAAAGGUUCGGCAAAAGCAAAAUGACUAUUUCUACUCCUUCUUUCGCCCCCUCAGUUAUUGCCGCAUCGGAAUUAUAUAUGGGACUAUUGCUCGUUUCCAAUUAUGGGCUCAUCUGUUUGAGGCACUGUUUUUAUAUUCAAUUUUCCGGGGCGAUAAAAUACGCGAAAGGUGUGUGACCCACUAAGCUUUAUUAAGAGAAAAAGGGAUAGAUAACAGUAGCGUUUAGUAGCAAGAGAAGAAAAUUAUUAAAAAAGGAAAACCUACCCGAACGAACCGGUCAGCACUUUGAGUCACUGUUUUUGGAGCAAAAGGAAGGGAAAAAUAGAGUCAAAAAAGAAAAUUGGAAAGGAAUUGCGAGAGAACUAAACAUUUAAAACACUUCGAAAUCACAUACAAUUGCCUUAAAACAUUUACUAAGUAACAAACAAAUUGCAAAUUAAACGAAACAAUGACAAGAUCGUCAUUUCGGCGCUUUCGGCCAGCACGCUCGGCACACCCCU
Molecule: messenger RNA, 2791 nt
Organism: Anopheles coustani
Lineage: Eukaryota; Metazoa; Arthropoda; Insecta; Diptera; Culicidae
Gene: SH3PX1
Product: sorting nexin lst-4
Exons: 2
Coding region: 284-2077 (597 amino acids)
Biological process (GO): endocytosis; protein transport; plasma membrane tubulation
Cellular component (GO): cytoplasmic vesicle; plasma membrane
Molecular function (GO): protein binding; phosphatidylinositol binding
Source: RefSeq, a predicted model, not a curated record